Molecule: messenger RNA, 311 nt
Organism: Zychaea mexicana
Lineage: Eukaryota; Fungi; Mucoromycota; Mucoromycetes; Mucorales; Lichtheimiaceae
Exons: 2
Coding region: 39-224 (61 amino acids)
Source: RefSeq, a predicted model, not a curated record
UGUCGUUUACGGUUUCACAAGAAGUGUGUUCCGAUCAAAUGUUCGUAUCGUCAUUAUCGAACACAAUCAUAGCUCGCCCUUUGGUUCGUGAGAGUAAUUGUGUUUACGCACUGCCACGUUUACUGCUGCAUCACACUGGAUAUAGAUCGCCCCUCUUUCCCCUCCCCCCGAGCCAAAAAUCCCAGCUGGGGGACAACCUUGCUCGUAUAUUAAAGAGAGGUUGAAAAAUACACUUUUUUAGUAGUGCGGCCUUCGCUUAUAGUAAAGUAUCAAUCCUCGCUUUUUCUUGUUAAACGAUCGGCAAGUAGGGC